CUGUAUCCUCCCCUCUCCCGGACAUUGUAACUGAUCCGGCCGGCCUCCUCCGGGAGCAUCUCCCCAGCAGAUGCGGCAGAGUCCCGCCCACCUCUGGGCGGACGCUGGCCGGAGGGAGGCGGUGACUUGAGUCAUCCACCCGGAAGAUUCGGAGGCCCGCACAGCCCUGGUCUCAGCAUGAUGGAGACAGGAACCUUGCCAAAGUUUCGGGAAGACUUCAGGAAGCAGAAUAAAUCCGUGUUCAUUCUGGGGGCCUCAGGAGAAACUGGCCAAGUACUUCUCAGGGAACUCCUGAAAGAGAACCUGUUUGCUAAGGUCACCCUCAUUGGGCGCAGGAAAAUAGAGUAUGAAGAGGAAGCUUAUAAACAUGUGCAUCAAGAAGUGGUGGAUUUUGAAAAACUUGAUGAAUAUUCCUCAGCUUUCCAAGGCCAUGAUGUUGGAUUUUGUUGCCUGGGGACUACCAGAAGCAAAGCUGGUGCGGAUGGAUUUGUUCGUGUUGACCGGGAUUAUGUGUUGAAGUCUGCAGAGCUGGCCAAAGCUGGAGGUUGCAAACAUUUCAACUUACUUUCAUCUAAAGGAGCUGAUAAGUCAAGCAGUUUCUUAUACUUACAAGUCAAGGGUGAAGUAGAAGCCAAAAUUGAAGAAUUAAACUUUGAUCGGUACACAAUUUUUAGGCCAGCAGUCCUGUUAUGUAACAGAAAAGAAUCCCGCCCAGCUGAGUGGUUGACCAGAAAAUUCCUUGGUUCCCUACCAUCCUCUUGGGCCAAAGAUUAUUCUAUACCUGUUACAACUGUUGUCAGAGCAAUGGUUAAUAACCUAGUAAUGCCGAGUGACAAGAAGAUGGAGUUACUGGACAACCAGGCUAUCCAUAACCUCGGAAAGGCAGAAGACCUUAACUGAGCCAUGAUUGCACUGGGGAAAAAUGCCUUUGAUUCUUCAUAUCAUUACCAGGUUGACAUUGUCAAGAGGGUAGGAAUAUAGGGCUAUAUAGUGUAAAUAUGAUAUGGUAUGAUAUGAUAUGAUAUCAUUUGAGACUUGUUGGUAGAAUAGUUAAUAGAAUAUUGGGUUUGCAGUUCAGAAAACUUGGGUUCAAAACCAGCUUUGUCACUGUGGGCAAAUCACUUAAACAUCUGUAAUCCCUAGAUUCUUCAUCUUUAAAUGAUUAGUGUAAAUAAUAGUACCUACCUUACAGGAUUAUAAAGAUCAAAUGAGAUAAUAUAUGUAAAGCUCUUUGCACAUCUGAAAACACUAGGUACACAUUAGCUAUAUUAUUUAUCUGAAAAAGUUACUUUAUUUCAGUAGCUCCUGAUUUUUUUUUUUUUUGAGGUAGUGAGGGUUAAGUGACUUGCCUAGGGUCACACAGUUAGUGUCAAGUAUCUGAGGUCAGAUUUGAACUCAGGUUCUCCUAAAAUCCAGGGCUGGUACUCUGUUCACCGUACCUACCAUUUAGCUGCCCCCUCUGCCCUUCUUUGGAGAUAGUCAGGGUGACCCAAAUUUUUAAAAAUGUCAGAUUAAUUAACAGCUAUUGAGAAACUAUCUAAUAAAAAAAUCUACUAUUAAUUCAGGGAUACUUCAAAAUUGUUUUAUAUUUUUUACUAAUAAUAGCAUCUAUAAAGUUUUCAUUUUAAAUAGCAAUUCAUAUGUGUAUGAAACAUUUGAUCUAUGGAAGGUAGGUUUACUUAUAAUAUUAUUUAUAUCAUUAAUUAUUAUAUAGUAUGUUAUGUUAUAUUUUAAUUAUAAUAUUGAUUCCUUUACCCCUUGCAAUAACUCUGUGGUCCUUUGGGGAUCUGCAGUUGAGCAACAAUGAUGUUAGUGGAAUUUUGUUGUCUUCUCAAUCUAUUAGAAUCCAAAAUAGUUUUAUUACACAUUAGUUCUGUUUCAUUUUUCUAAUAUAUUGUAAGUCCUGCUUGUCUUAUGCAAAGUACUUCAUCAAUUACAUUAUUUUUUGGGAUGGGGGCAAUGAAGUUUAAGUGACUUGCCCAGGGUCACACAGCUAGUAAGUGUCAAGUGUCUGAGGCUGCAUUUGAACCCAGGUCCUCCUGAAUCCAGGGCUGGUGCUUUAUCCACUGCACUAAUUACAAUGUUCUUUAAAAAAAAAAAAGACGACGACUUUUGGGGCUUUUUUCUCAAAGAAUGGAAGCAUGAUUACAGUGAUCCAGUUGGUAUAGAUUAUAGAGGUUAUGCCAUACUGUAUGUACAUUGUGGUUUAAAUUAUUCCUGUGCCUUUAUUAAUUCUUUAUAAUGUACAAUAAAAAGGGAAUUUCUCUAAUGAUGUUGUGGUUCUUGAAUUAAGCAGAAAAGCAAUAAAGCUUAUGUGUAACUAGGCCAGGC
Dromiciops gliroides (monito del monte) is the source of this 2331-nucleotide messenger RNA. It is a transcript of the gene HTATIP2, whose product is annotated as HIV-1 Tat interactive protein 2. Gene Ontology annotation, cellular component: cytoplasm. The transcript is spliced from 6 exons. The record is from RefSeq and is a predicted model, not a curated record. Gene Ontology annotation, biological process: import into nucleus. NCBI's taxonomy places the organism in Eukaryota, Metazoa, Chordata, Mammalia, Microbiotheria, Microbiotheriidae. Gene Ontology annotation, molecular function: oxidoreductase activity, acting on the aldehyde or oxo group of donors, NAD or NADP as acceptor; NAD binding. Bases 178 to 900 code for a protein of 240 amino acids.